Neoarius graeffei (lesser salmon catfish) is the source of this 4720-nucleotide messenger RNA. It is a transcript of the gene tbc1d8b, whose product is annotated as TBC1 domain family member 8B. Gene Ontology annotation, molecular function: calcium ion binding. The coding region runs from base 312 to 3755 and encodes 1147 amino acids. The transcript is spliced from 20 exons. The record is from RefSeq and is a predicted model, not a curated record. Lineage: Eukaryota; Metazoa; Chordata; Actinopteri; Siluriformes; Ariidae.
UGGAGCUGUGCUUGGAGUGCAACUGUAUUUGUCUACAUUUCCCCAAACUAUAGUUCUACACACUUCACAGUCCGAGGACACAACAUAAACUGAGGGUUCCAUCUUUCACACAGGGUUCUCCGGGUGGUGGGAAUAAAAAUCAGCACACCGGUCCUUUAGCCUCCUCUCACCUUCACAAGAUCCGGAAUGCGCGCGCAGCACUGGCCCCUUAAGUUAGACGAAGCGGCAAUGCCGCGGUGCAUGCUGGGAACUGGAGUUCAUGGCUGUGUGUGGUGCUGGACGACAUUCACCAGAACACUACAAGUCCCAUAAUGCAUCACUUCCUUCCGGUUUGGCAGGGUUUCUGUCGACGUGGGAAAAGGGAGUCUACAAUACACACACGCGCGCGCGCACUUCUAAAGUAUGUGAACGCACACACAGUGACAUGCGAGAUACACGCACGCGCUGAUAUGUGGCUCAAACCGGAAGAGGUGCUUCUGAAAAACGCACUGAAAUUAUGGGUGACGGAAAAGUCCAACGAUUAUUUCAUCCUGCAGCGGAGGAGAGGACACGGAGACAGCAGCGCAGGACUGACAGGUCUCCUGGUUGGGACGUUGGACACAGUGUUUGACUCCACAGCAAAAGUGGCUCCAUAUCGCAUUUUACACCAAACACCUGAUUCACAGGUGUACUGGAACAUCGCUUGUGGAGCAUCUCUGGAUGAGAUCUCACAGCACUGGGAUUGGUUGCAGCUCAACAUCAUGAGAACUCUCUCUGUGUUUGACUCUGGUGAUGACAUCACCAGCUUUGUUCAGGGCAAGAUUAGAGGGUUAAUCGUGGAGGAGGAUAAGGUGAGUGCUGAGGACCCUGAGCGUUUCCGAGAGGCUGCGCUACGAUUCGAGCACUUGUUCAGUUUGCCUAAGAAGGAGAAACUAGUGACCUACUUCUCCUGCAGUUACUGGAAAGGCCGUGUCCCAAAUCAGGGCUGGAUCUACCUCAGCACUAACUUCCUGUGUUUCUACUCCUACUUACUGGGCAAUGAGGUGAAGUUGGUGUUCUCCUGGUGUGAGGUGAGCAGGUUGGAGCGCUCCUCGAGUGUGUUGUUAACGGAGUGUAUCCGUGUGUGUGUGAAAGAGGAGGAUCACUUCUUCUCCAUGUUCCUGCGGCUGCAGCACACCUACGAGCUCAUGCAGCAGCUUGCUGACUAUGCAAUCACGCGUAUGUUCGACAAGGAGACGUACAACGCACAACACCCGCUCAGAGACCCGCUACACAUCACCCAAAGGUCUCUGGAGGUGCACAUGAGGAAUCAGGCGUUCCGCUCGUUCUUUCGUCUUCCACGCAGUGAAAAUCUGUGUGAAGUGCAUGAGUGUUUCCUCUGGCUGCCGUUUAACCAUACACACACACUUGGGAAGAUCUGUGUGUCCGAGCGAUAUGCGUGCUUCUCCAGCCAGGAUGGAAACCAGUGUACUGUCAUCAUCCCACUGUGUGAGGUGGUGAGCGUGGAGCUUCCAGACCGCAGCAGUCGUGCAUUGAGUGUGUGUGUACGCUGUAAACGAACUUUCCGUUUCUCAGAGGUUCGUGAUUUGGACCGUUUGGCCUCCACCCUUCGCAAGUGUGUGACAUCAUUGAGUCCUCAACAUUCCCACAGUGCUCAGCUCUCUCUGUGUGAGGAGGAGGAGGAGAUGAUGGUGGGUCAGGUUCCAGCUGUCAGCACUGAGGCUCUGAUGAACGUUUUCCAUCCACAUGAUGCUGAAAAUCUCGACCCGAAAAUGUUGAAAGAGCGAAUGAAGGAACAGUCGUGGCAGAUCCAUUUUGCAGAGUAUGGCCGAGGCAGUGCCAUGUUCCGGACCAGGAAAACCCGAGAGCUCAUCACCCAUGGACUUCCAGAAACACUCCGUGGAGAACUGUGGAUGCUUUUCUCAGGUGCAGUGAAUGAAAUGGCCACACACCCUGGGUAUUAUGCGUCUCUGGUGGAUGAAAGUGUGUGUGUUAGCAGUUCAAUAGCGUGUGAUGAGAUUGAGCGUGACCUGCACCGCUCACUUCCUGAACACCCCGCUUUCCAGAGCGACCGGGGCAUAUCUGCACUCCGCAGAGUGCUAACGGCAUAUGCUAACCACAACCCUGCUAUCGGCUACUGUCAGGCAAUGAAUAUCCUGGCAUCGGUGUUGUUGCUGUAUGCGAGUGAGGAGGAGGCGUUCUGGCUGCUCGUGUCUGUGUGUGAGAGGAUGCUGCCGGAUUACUUCAACCGCAGGAUUAUUGGUGCCCUGGUGGACCAGGCAGUGUUUGAGGAGAUGAUGCGUGAUCACCUGACCCAGCUGACAGAUCACAUGACUGAGCUGUCAUUCCUCUCAUCAUUGUCGUUGUCAUGGUUUCUGACACUCUUCAUCAGUGUGUUACCAAUCGAGAGCUCCGUCAGUGUGCUCGACUGCUUCUUCUACGAUGGAAUCCGAUUCAUCCUCCAACUUGCCCUCACUGUCAUACACAGCAACAUGUCCCGGCUCCUCUGCUGCCAUGACGACGCUGAGGCCAUCACUGCCCUUAACAGGUUUUUUGAUGGUGUGGUGAAUAAGGACAGUCCACUUCCAGCCACUGUACAGCAGGCCACUGCAGCAGCCAAUCACAGCACAGAUCAGGAAACUGUCGACAUCAGCCACCUCAUCAAAGAGGCCUACGAGAGAUUUGGUGAUAUUCGGUGGGAGGAUGUGGAGAACAUGCGUAAACGCAACAAACUGUACGUUAUUCACACACUUGAAGAGACGACAAAACAAAAUGUUUUACGAGUUGUUGCUCAGGAUGUGAAGUUUAAUAUCUCUCAGCUGGAGGAGCUGUACUUACUGUUUAAGAGGCAGCACUUCCUCAGCUGUUACUGGUCAGUGUGCAGUCCAUCUCUGCUGAAUCACGACCCGAGUCUGCCGUAUCUCGAUCAGUACCAACUGGACGUGGACCAGUUCAGUUCACUCUUCACCCUACUGUUACCAUGGAAACAUGCACACAAACACGCUCUGGUGCGCUCAGCGUUCCGGCUCGCAGACAACAACGGAGAUGGACUCAUCAACUUCAAAGAGUUCAUAUGCUUGCUGGACGUCCUCUACAAUGGCUCAUUUACAGAAAAGCUCAAGUUACUCUUUAAGCUUCAUCUCCAAACAGAGCAUGCCGACGAUGGAGUGAUAAGGAAAAGUCCAGAAAGAGCUCGUGGGAAGGUGGAUCUGCAGGAGUACCUGAAACAGUGGCAGGACGAGUUACAGAAGAAAGAGGAGAACAUCAAAGACCUGCCUCGAAUUAAACAGGCCGAGUUUGUCCUCCUGUCUAAGACUUUGUACAACAUUUUCCAUGGCGAUCAGGAGGAGGAGCUUCUGUAUCGUGCCGUUGCCCGGGUAACUAGCUUGUUGCUGCAAAUGGAGGAGGCAGGGCGAAAACUGCAGAUCAGCCCAUCAGGAGCCUAUGCACAGGCCACGCCCCCAACACCACAACAAGCAGGCAGCACUUCCCCUCAGACACCUGGGUCUCUGUCCACUGAUCCUUUCCCUUCUCCUGAAACAGGCUCCGCCUCCUCAGCUACAAGCAGCCCGACAGGGACAGGCAGCUCAGCCAAGACCACACCCCCAGGUACACCCUCUCCCUCAGAUGGGGGUGUUGAUUGGAGCUUCUCGUUUGAGCAGAUUCUUGCAUCGUUACUGAAUGAACCGUGUGUCGUCACGUUCUUUGAGAGGACCACAGACACACACGUGCUCAUUACACACGCGCGCACACACCAGCUCACAUGCGUGCCCUGAGUACACACACACACACACACGAUGAAGUAAAAUGUCUAGCUGUAGAAAUCAAUUAUUAAAAAUUUGAGCUCAUAAACAUUUACAUUAAGGAAUAUGCAAAUUAAGUACUGUAAUUGGAGAUCAUGGCUAAUGAAUUUACUUGAUUUUCCUGGUUGGGGGUGUGUGUGCGCGUGUGUGAGUGAAAGAGGAGACAGAUGGUGCUUUGAUGGUUAAUCUUGUAACGUGUGUUACACCGUUGUCCGUUUUGAAAAUGUAAAUGAGCCUGUGUUAGUGUUGUGGCAGUGUAUAUAUAAAUAAGGAGUGAUGAAUGAAUAUUAAUAAGCAAGAAAUCUCCAAAGUGCUUCAACAUAUUUAUCGCGUGGCUGAUUAGCAUUAUUAGCAUUUAAUCAAUAAAUAUUGAGAAAUGAUCACUUAUUUGUCACAGAUAUUAUUUCACACCAAAUAUUAUUAAUAAAUGAUCUGAAAUGAGAGUAUUUAUCUAGUCUCAGGUGAUGUAUAUUUUAACCAAUAAGUGUGUGUGUGGGAGAGAGACAGACUGAAAUGUCUUUAACACACACAAUCCAGUUUGCCAUAACGAUGACCGAGUGUCAUUCUGUUGAUGGGAUGUGUUUAUAGAAUAUGUAAAUUAACAUAUUGCUGAUCAAGAAUCCGAGAUCUGAAUAUUAAGAUAUUUAUCAUGUGACACAUUAUCAGGGUUUGGAUUGUGUUUUGUUGAUCAUUGUGUUUGAGUAAAAAGGUCAUAAUGUGGGAGUCCUGACAUCAGCUUAAUAUUGCUCAUUGGUUUAUUUUUGUUUUGGGGUUUUUCAGGCUUUAUAUCGAAAAACACACACCAGAAUGGUUAUAAUGUGCUUCAUGUAGUGUGUUUUAGUGUGAGACUGUAUUUUGUCUGUCUGUCUGUGCCUCUCACUGAAGCCACUUUAGUGGAUGUGAUUUAUGUUCCUGUGAAAUAAAGGAGGAAAAUAAAA